GAGUGAUGACUGAUAAGAAAAGAUCAAAGGCAAUAAUAGUGGGAGGUAGCAUAGCAGGAGUGUCCUGCGCGCGCACACUCAUCUCAGCAGGCUGGGACGUGGUUGUGCUUGAAAAGUCCUAUGCACCCCCGACCGGAAGCCCAACCGGAGCUGGUCUGGGGCUUGACCCUUCGUCUCAGCACCUCAUUCACACCUGGACUAAUCAACCACAACUUCUCCACAACUCUACUUUACCCCUUACUAUUGAUCAGAACCAAGCAACUGACAGUGAGAAGAAGGUAAGCUGGACUUUGACAAGAGAUGAUGAGUACAACUUCAGAGCAGCAUAUUGGGCUGACCUUCAUGGCAUUGUGUAUAAAGAUCUUCCAUCUGAAAUAUUCUUUUGGGGUCACCUUUUCCUAUCAUUCUCCAUUUCUAGUGAUAAAAAAUCAGUGAAAGUCAAGGCUAAAAAUCGUCAAACUGAAGAUACCAUUGAGAUGGUUGGAGAUUUGCUUGUUGCAGCUGAUGGGUGUCUCUCUGUAUUCCGUUUAAGUUUCCUCCCGGAACUAAAAUUGAGGUACUCAGGGUAUUGUGCCUGGAGAGGGAUACUUGACUUUUCAGGGAAUGAGAAUUCAGACACCAUCAUAGGCAUCCGAAAAGCUUACCCUGAGCUGGGCAAAUGCUUGUACUUCGAAUUGGGUUCUGGAACUCAUGCAGUGAUAUACGAACUACCCCAGAAAAAAUUGAACUGGGUUUGGUACAUAAACCAACCAGAACCCCAGUUGAAGGGAAAAUCAGUUACUAUGAAAGUAAGCAACGACAUGAUUCAGAAGAUGCACCAAGAAGCAGAGAAGACCUGGGGUCCUGCUUUGGUUAAAGUAAUUCAAGAAACUUUUAAGCCUUUUGUGAAUGUGAUAUACGACAUUGAUCCUUUAAAACGACUCGUUUGGGACAAUGUGGUUUUGGUAGGCGAUGCAGCUCACCCUACUACUCCUCACGGGUUGAGAAGCACCAACAUGUCGCUGUUGGAUGCAGCGGUCCUUGGCGGCUGUCUGGACAAGUGGGGAGUUGACAGAUUGGAAUCAGCUCUGGAGGAAUAUCAGUCCAUUCGUUUGCCAGUUGUUUCUAAGCAAGUUCUGCACUCUCGGCGAAUGGGAAGAAUAAAACAAGGCUUGGAUCUUGAAGAUCGCCAGCCUUUUGACCCUAGGACUGCUUCUUCUAAGGAAUGUGAGGAGCUGCAACAGAAGAACAUGCCCUUCUUUGCUGCUGAUGUUCCCUUCUUUGCUGGUUGAUGGAUGUUAUACUUAUACUUACUAAAUAGUACAAGGAGUUACUGGCAAUCGAAGCUUAAAGAUUAGUUUUUGUGAUUGAAUGUCUAAAGACAAAAUAAAAGAAACCAAAAGCUUUGACCUCCAUUAGUCUAUCGUUGUUAUGUAUCUUAUAUAUUCUGUGGCAUGUUUGCCUAAAGUAGCCAAAAGCCACAGCUUAAAAUAAUAAAAGAGAAGGGACUUUCUUUUUAA
This is a messenger RNA of Humulus lupulus (European hop), 1499 nucleotides long. RefSeq lists its product as uncharacterized. The transcript has 4 exons. The record is from RefSeq and is a predicted model, not a curated record. NCBI's taxonomy places the organism in Eukaryota, Viridiplantae, Streptophyta, Magnoliopsida, Rosales, Cannabaceae. The coding region runs from base 6 to 1271 and encodes 421 amino acids.